AACUAAGCCAAAGAAGAAAAACAGUGGUAGCGGAAUCGUGGCCGUCACCAUCGUCGAGUUUUCAGUCAACUUUCCACGGUCUUCGUUCGUGCACGCGCGGGCCGCGCAAAUCCAUCGACCACUCGUAAACGGGCUCGAAAACCUGCUGUUUUUCCUGCCGGAAAAUAUGCCCAAAAACCUCCAGAGACCCGGAAAAUAAUCGCGAAAAUGCGCGUCGCUUUGCUCCCGUUUUCCGCGAGCUUACGAUGGUUCCAAAAGACAUAGCGUGGUACUUUGCGUGUUGGGUUUUUACCAUAUUAUGGUCGUGGGACGGGGCCCAGUCAUCACCGUUACCUAUUAAACAACCGCGCCAAGGUUUCGACUUGAAUUCCUGGAUUAAACACUAUGAAAUUGCCAGUUACGAUCCUUCCUUAUUGCUGGAGCAGCAUCAAAGGCUUCGCAGAGAUGCUGAUGAAGGACCAAUUAGACUGGAGGUGAAAGGGCACAACCGGGUCUUCAAGUUGCUGCUCUACCCGGACCGAUCGCUGUUUGCUGCCGAUGUGAUUUUCCAGUCCACCAAUCGGGCCGAAGUAAAGUUCGAUACUGGAGUGGCUUACACUGGAACACUUGAAGACGUUGAAAACUCUGUGGUGCAUGGAAUCUUGACCCAAACCGGUCUAUUCGAAGGCACAAUCUCAACGCCAACCGAAGAGUUUCACAUCGAACCAGUGAAUCGAUACUUCAACCAGAGCACCACUCAAGAACCGACGUUCCAUUCAAUCAUCUACAGGUUGAACGAUGUGACGGAUCCUUCACAAGGCGUGAGCUGCGCCUCCCAGCAGCUCCAUCAGAAGAAGCUGCUUCAAGAGGGAGGAUUUGAACGGUCUGGUCGUAGAAGAGCCAAAAGAUGGUUGCUGCAAGCUGAAGCCAAACUCCCCUACGACGAUGGAAUGUUUUUUCCAAACGGAACGCGAAGACCGUUCAUGAGCAGCUUCGACAUCAGUCAGCAGCAAAUCGAUGAAAUUUUGGAAGUGGACAAUCGCACCCAUGUGGACGCUUCUGCCUUGAUCUUCAAGAACGUGUUCAAACGAGCAACUAUCGAUCCGAAAAAAACCACCUGCAUGCUGUACCUUCAGGCCGAUCAUCAGUUCUUUCAGAAAUACGGCACCGAAGAGGCGUGCAUCGAAGUGAUGACUAGACAUGUGCAAAGAGUGAAUGCAAUUUAUCGAAAUACUGAUUUCAACCAGGAUGGAAAAAAGGACAACAUCACUUUCAUGGUGAAGCGCAUCAAAGUGCAUACUCUGGAGGCUCUGAAAGACCCCACAUAUCGGUUUCCCAAUAACUACGGGGUCGAGAAGUUUCUGGAGUUGUUUUCCGAGGAGGAUUACGAUGCUUUUUGCCUCGCCUAUAUGUUCACUUACCGCGAUUUCGAAAUGGGAACGUUGGGCCUGGCCUGGACUGGAGACCUCAAAAAUGCGGGAGGCGUUUGCGAAAAAAACGGACACUAUCGAGGAAGUAUGAAGUCGCUAAACACCGGAAUCGUCACCCUGCUAAACUAUGGCAAGCACGUGCCUCCUGCGGUCAGUCAUGUGACUUUAGCCCAUGAGAUUGGCCACAAUUUUGGAUCACCACACGAUCCAGAACAAUGCACGCCCGGAGGAGAAGACGGCAAUUUCAUAAUGUUCGCAAGGGCAACGUCUGGAGACAAGAAAAACAAUAACAAAUUCUCGCCUUGCAGUCUCAAGAGCAUCAACCCCGUUUUAAACUACAAAGCGCGAAGCUCCAAAGGCUGCUUCACAGAACCCAAGGCGGCAAUUUGCGGAAACGGCGUCGUUGAAGAAGGAGAAGAAUGCGACUGCGGCUGGGAGGAAGACUGCAGAGAUCAGUGCUGCUUCCCUAUGCGAAGAUACGCCCCUCCAGACGAGCCUCCUUGCCGCCUGACGCCCCGCAGCAGCUGCAGCCCCUCACAGGGCCCCUGCUGCACCGCCGACUGCCAAGUGAAGUUCGGCGACAAAUGCCGCGAAGACAACGGCUGUCGGGACGAGAGUUUCUGCAAUGGACGCCAUCCUCAGUGCCCGCCCUCAAUCAACAAACCCAACAAGACCAUUUGCAACAAGGAGUUUGUCUGCUUCAUGGGGGAAUGUACUGGCUCGAUUUGUCUGGCGUAUGGCUUGGAGUCCUGCCAGUGCAUCCCAGCCAAAGGCGACCCGAAGACCAAAGCCUGCGAGUUGUGCUGCAAACUCCCAGGGGAUCAUCAGCCCUGUGUUUCCAGCUUCGAAUGGAACGAUAUGCCUUAUGAUAUUCCUGAUAUGUAUUCCAAACCCGGAACCCCUUGCAACGACUACUCCGGAUAUUGCGACGUGUUCCAGAUGUGCCGCGAAGUGGAUCCUUCUGGACCGCUGGCCACGCUUCGGAAGCUCCUGCUGAGCGAGGAAAGCAUAGCCAGCUUCAAAAAGUGGAUUUUCGAGUACUGGUACAUUGUGGGCGCGAUUCUGAGCGCCAUUGUGACCCUUUUGGUUCUCAGCACCAAAUACCUGGGCAAACGGCCGAGCCUCAAGCUGACCUCAGUGACAAUAAUGCAUAAUCAAACAACCGAGGCGGUUCGCCUGCCGGACGGUCAGGACGGUUUCAUCGUCCAUCAGGGGAUUCGUUCGAAAGUCCCUCUGAAAAAGCGCGUGCGGAAUGGCAGGAUAAAGAAGCGGCGGAAGCACGGCAAACCCAACAGCAAAGAGAACCACUUGAAAUCAGGUUCCAAGGAACCCAAGCCGGAUGAGGGCGCUGCGCCCAACAACAGCGCCCACAGCUCGAAGAAAAACUCGCCGAAGAAAAAGAAGAGGAUCAGUGCUGCCAUUGGUGCGGAGGAGAGUGGCCGGAAGAAGGAUAUUUUGGAAAUACCUCACAGCAAAGUGAAGAAAUUGCCGCUGAAAUCAAAGAAAAAGAAGAAAAAAGAGAUAAUCGACUACAGCUCGAUCCAGCCGGACAUCGAUGGCAAAAACGACAACACAACAUCGCCAGUGGUGCACGCGGCCAUUGUCCAAGAAUCCACCGAUCCUGUUGGCAAAGUCCACCACUGGUUGAAGAACCAGUACAAUCUUCCGAAGUCCAAAAGUACCCCGGUAGGCUUGACAAAUAUCCGAACCAAGCCGACCAUUAAGCCGCGAGUGGACAAAAACAAGUCGCACAGCGUGUCCAACAUUCCGCAGGAAAAGGACAAAGUGCGCGUGCAAGUGGUGUACAAGCCGCCGUUUAAGUUCAGCUUGAAGCUGAGAAAACCGGAUAAAACGAGUGCGAUAGUGGAACCCGUUAGGAAGUCGCCUAGAACCGCUAUUUUAGUGCAGAGCAGCGUGGCCAAAGUUCCCGAAUCCGCUGCCACCCCAAAGCAAAAGAACGCCGGAAAAAGGACGCAGGGCGUCCCGGCACCCUAUGAUACGAUCGAUUUGGCCACGGUAGAUAUAGAUUCAAACGUGCAUACCGUCCAAAGCGAUUUAGAUGUUUUACUAUCUGAUGAAAAUGAUUAUAUAACUGUGGAAGAAUAAGCAAGCCAACGGUUUUACCGCAACUGAAAUAUAUGGAAUACUGCAGUUUGAUCGGCACGCAUCGGCACAAAAACGGCAAAUUCCAUAUGUUUCGGUUCCAGCGGGUUUAGAAAGGAAAUAUACAUAUUUUAUGGCUGUGGAAUUUAUUAUGUAUUUGUUACAAUAAUUGAUUAUCUCGUUCGCUCGAUUUGUAUUCAAUCUAGCGGCCUUUUGCUGACCAUUUUCAUUCAACUUCCUACGUUAACAUAAGAUGUGAUAUACCAAUAAUCAGCCCAUAAAUGCAAGUUAGCCAUUCUGUUUAAAAGCUUCCUACUUGUGUGUGAAAAUCGAAUGUUUGAUGUACAUACAAAUCUGUAAACUUUUGAUGUUUUAUCAAAAGAGGCUUUUCCGGCCAUUGCUUGGAACUGAUUCCUUACGGGCUUUUAGGCUGUUGAUAUCUGCAUCUUUCCGACAUUUUGCUUACAUUUUCAGAUGUAACCUUUCGAACAAACCCCAUCUGAAGACGCAAGCCACUCGCGCUUGCGAAACGUCCUAACAGCCCGCAAGACUCGAUCAGUUUAUUGAUGUUUUCUACUUAAUUAGCGAUCGUACAUUGAAAAAACAAAAGGAAAUCAAUGGUGUCAAUAUUCCAGAUAUAGUGCCAAAUUGAGCUUUUAUAGGAAAAAGUGUUCCGCAAAAAAACCGUAUUUUUCUACAAACUGUUUUAAAAACUGCCAAAAAAUAUUGCAAUAAUCACUUUUACACGGCUUUGUUUGCUUUCAUACAUUCGGAAACUCUGGAAGGACAGAACUAAUUUAAUUGUAGUCUUCUGUAUAAAAUUAAUAUAACCGAAUAAAAUAUUUUUUCUUAACAAUA
Dendroctonus ponderosae (mountain pine beetle) is the source of this 4370-nucleotide messenger RNA. Its product is annotated as disintegrin and metalloproteinase domain-containing protein 10. Gene Ontology annotation, molecular function: metalloendopeptidase activity. Gene Ontology annotation, biological process: Notch signaling pathway; membrane protein ectodomain proteolysis. The transcript has 16 exons. The coding region runs from base 246 to 3515 and encodes 1089 amino acids. Gene Ontology annotation, cellular component: plasma membrane. The record is from RefSeq and is a predicted model, not a curated record. NCBI's taxonomy places the organism in Eukaryota, Metazoa, Arthropoda, Insecta, Coleoptera, Curculionidae.